This is a messenger RNA of Colletotrichum lupini, 300 nucleotides long. RefSeq lists its product as uncharacterized. The record is from RefSeq and is a predicted model, not a curated record. Bases 1 to 300 code for a protein of 99 amino acids. The transcript is spliced from 3 exons. NCBI's taxonomy places the organism in Eukaryota, Fungi, Ascomycota, Sordariomycetes, Glomerellales, Glomerellaceae.
AUGUGUCGUCGACAUAGUUCCGACACGAACAUAAUUGUCGCGUGGAUUGGAUACCGCGGCAAGUUUUGGGGAUUUGGUGUCAAAACGGACAAAAUUACCGUUCCAAAUUUUGAAUGUGAAUGUUCCGACCCACCACCAAUGUCUACUAUCAACCUCAUUGAACUACACUGGCUGCAGUGCACCGAUUUGAGCAAAAUGCGAUACCUCCUCUCUCAGAACUUGUCACUGGCCAACUUGUUCUCAACUCGCCCCAGGGGGGAAAUUUUGAUGCCAUACAAGCACAUGAAAUCUUUAUGGUAG